AUGUCAGCCUCCUCCGAGCGCACAAUUUCUGCCGACGGGACUCCAUCUCCGGCAACAAGCCCAAACUCUCUAAACAGUGCACACCACUUUGUUUCGAUAAAAUUGACAUAUCGGAAUUUUCUGUUAUGGAGAACCCAACUAGUCCCUUUCUUUCGUGGCCAGGAGCUCAUGGGAUACGUUGAUGGAGAAUUCCCGUGCCCUCCGGCGAUGAUUGACGCCUCACCGGCGACCAGCGAGUCCACAACGUCAGCCACCACCUCGGUUCCCAAUCCGGCUUACAGGGCCUGGAUUAAGCAGGAACAAACGUUGCUGUCGCUCCUCAUCUCAUCCCUUUCGGAUGAGGUGAUGCACUUUGCGGUCGGACAAUCCACGUCCAAGGCGGUCUGGGAUUCCAUCAACACCGCUCUAGCCAGUUCCACUCGUGCGAGGUGUCUCGGCCUUCUCGGUCAGUUUCACGCUCUCCGGCAGGGUGGCAGUAGCACGACAGAGUACCUCGGACGUGCUCAGUUACUGGUUGAAGAUCUUGCGCACGCCGGUCGCCCGAUUUCCCUUGACGAACAGAAUAUGUUCGUUCUCCGGGGGUUGCGCCAGGAGUAUCGUGCCAUGGCCUCCUCCUUGACAGCAGCCGACACUCCAGUCACCAUUCCCCAGAUUGCAGAUUACCUCCGAGCGCAGGAGUUCUUUCAUGCCGAGGACUAUCCGGCGACUCCUGAUCAUGCUAGCCUAGCCGCGUUCUAUGCAGGUCGCGCCCGCACUGGAGGUCGCGGCAACACAGGCGGACAGAAUUCAGGCCGCGACAACUCCGGCAAUCCGAGUCGCGGCAGAGGUGGUUGUGGUUGUGGUCGUGGUCGCAACGGCAGAGGCGGACCCCCUUGA
Molecule: messenger RNA, 876 nt
Organism: Ipomoea nil (Japanese morning glory)
Lineage: Eukaryota; Viridiplantae; Streptophyta; Magnoliopsida; Solanales; Convolvulaceae
Exons: 1
Coding region: 1-876 (291 amino acids)
Source: RefSeq, a predicted model, not a curated record